AAGCUCUUGAGCUGGCCGAUCCCUGCAGGGCUCCUCGGCAGCCUCCAUUCACCUGGUGUGUGGUGCGGAAGAGCUGGAUAAAUAGGAUCUGGAGUGCAUUUUGCCAGUGAGAUAGGAAGUGAUCGCUCGUGCAAUGAAUCAAAUCAGACUCCCCCACCUCCUACACCCCUCCUUUCUUUGCUUUUCCAGACAGGGCGCCAUCCCAGCUAACUUUCCCCUCACCCAGCAAUGCACAUACCAAGGGGAAACCCAUCCGAAGCCCAGGGGAUGCCAUCCUUGGGGCCUGUGCGCCCGGAACCCCCCUCCCCCGCACUUCUCCCUCCCCCGGCAGAGGCCUCCGCCGGGCGCCCAGCAGCGACCAGGAAGGUCGGCGGGAGGGUGUGCUCCUCCCGCCCCACACCCAGUCUCUGAGCCGGAUAUAUAGAGUCACGUUUGGGAGCCGGGAGAGCAGAGGCGCGGUUCUGAACAGCUAGCUCAAGAGCCUCCUUCAUCUCCGGGAGGGCCGAGAUCACCAGCCCGCAAGUCACCCGCACUGAAGCACCAGGACUCUCUUCCCAGAACCGUACAAGAAGAACAGAGGAAUCAUGUCCAUGAUCGCCGCUUUCUACAGCAACAAGUCUAUCCUCAUCACAGGGGCCACAGGCUUCCUGGGCAAGGUGCUCAUGGAGAAGUUAUUCCGUACCAGCCCCCACUUGAAAGUCAUUUACAUCCUCGUGAGACCCAAGUCUGGACAGACACUGCAGGAGAGGGUUUUCCAGAUCCUCAACAGUAAGCUGUUCGAGAGAGUCAAGGAAGUCUGUCCAAAUGUGCACGAGAAGAUCAGACCCAUCUCUGCAGACCUCAACCAGCGUGACUUCGCCAUCAGCAAGGAAGAUAUGCAGGAACUUCUGUCCUGCACCAACAUCGUCUUCCACUGUGCAGCCACAGUGCGCUUUGAUGCACAUCUGAGAGAAGCUGUGCAGCUGAACGUCACCGCCACCCAGCAGCUCCUGCUCAUGGCCAGCGAGAUGCCAAAGCUGGAAGCCUUCAUCCACAUCUCCACUGCCUUUUCUAACUGCAACCUGAGCCACAUCGAUGAGGUCAUCUACCCGUGCCCCGUGGAACCGAGAAAGAUCAUUGACUCCAUGGAGUGGUUAGAUGACUCUAUCAUUGAAGAGAUCACUCCCAAGCUGAUUGGGGACCGGCCCAAUACCUACACCUACACCAAAGCCUUGGGAGAGGUAGUAGUGCAGCAAGAGAGCGGAAACUUGAAUGUGGCUAUCGUCAGGCCAUCCAUAGUGGGAGCAACCUGGCAGGAGCCUUUCCCGGGUUGGGUUGAUAAUCUAAAUGGACCCAGUGGACUCAUUAUUGCGACUGGGAAAGGAUUUCUUCGGUCCAUAAAAGCAACACCCAUGGCAGUGGCAGAUCUGAUUCCAGUUGACACAGUUGUUAACCUCACCAUAGCAGUAGGAUGGUAUACUGCAGUUCAUAGACCUAAGUCAACAUUAAUCUACCAUUCCACAUCUGGCAAUCUCAAUCCCUGUAACUGGUACGAAAUGGGAUUACAGGUCUUGGCGACCAUGGAAAAGAUCCCAUUUGAGAGUGCUUUCAGAAGGCCAAAUGCUGACUUUACCACCAACAAUUUCACUACCCAGUAUUGGAACACCGUCAGCCACUGGGCCCCGGCCAUCAUCUAUGACUUCUAUCUGAGGCUUACUGGAAGGAAACCCAGGAUGCUGAAGCUCAUGAACCGGCUGCUAAAAACCAUUUCCAUGCUGGAGUAUUUCAUCAACCGCAGCUGGGAAUGGAGCACAAACAACACCGAGAUGCUUCUGUCGGAGCUCAGUCCUGAAGACCAGAGAGUAUUCAACUUUGAUGUGCGUCAGUUGAACUGGCUUGAAUACAUUGAGAAUUAUGUUUUGGGGGUUAAGAAGUAUCUACUGAAAGAGGAUCUGGCUGGUAUCCCCAAAGCAAAGCAACACCUAAAAAGGCUCCGGAAUAUUCACUACCUCUUCAACACUGCCCUGUUUCUUAUCAUCUGGCGCCUCCUCAUUGCAAGGUCUCAGAUGGCUCGGAACAUCUGGUUCUUCAUUGUGAGCUUCUGUUACAAGUUCAUCUCCUACUUCCGGGCCUCCAGCACACUCAAGGUCUAAGAACAUUACACCAGCCCAUCAUCUGGGACCUCAGAUACCUCUAAGGCAGUGAACUGGGUCUUAAGCUAGAAAGUAACAAGCAGCACACCAAGCUUCCAGUCGAAGUUGCCAUUCCAUCUUCUUCCCUAUUCUUGAGAG
Molecule: messenger RNA, 2270 nt
Organism: Rattus rattus (black rat)
Lineage: Eukaryota; Metazoa; Chordata; Mammalia; Rodentia; Muridae
Gene: Far2
Product: fatty acyl-CoA reductase 2
Exons: 12
Coding region: 585-2132 (515 amino acids)
Biological process (GO): long-chain fatty-acyl-CoA metabolic process
Cellular component (GO): peroxisome
Molecular function (GO): alcohol-forming very long-chain fatty acyl-CoA reductase (NADP+) activity
Source: RefSeq, a predicted model, not a curated record